This is a messenger RNA of Ramularia collo-cygni, 339 nucleotides long. RefSeq lists its product as uncharacterized. Bases 1 to 339 code for a protein of 112 amino acids. NCBI's taxonomy places the organism in Eukaryota, Fungi, Ascomycota, Dothideomycetes, Mycosphaerellales, Mycosphaerellaceae. The transcript has a single exon. The record is from RefSeq and is a predicted model, not a curated record.
AUGUCGAAGCGAUUGGACCUGCUCCUGACGGGAUACCACAGCGGACCGAUGUCCAUGAUGACUGCGGCAUGCGAGCAGGAUGCCGGAGCUGUUCAAUACGUCGUCGUCAUCCCAGAUCCGCGGCCAUGUCCCCACAAAUAUGCGCCGGCAUCGACAGUUCCCAUGGUCUCGUGCGCGACGUUCUCCACGUUCGCCACUGCAGGGCUCCGACCUAACGUUAAUGCUUACAGAAUCUUGCAGCUAAAGUGGGUCACGGAGGAAAUUACAGUCUCGUCCCACCAACGGGAAAAUGUUACGAAAGGGGCGGCAGCGUGCACAGCGAAGUUGCGGCGUGGGUGA